AUGAAUCCCUCUGAUGUUCCAGAUGAACCUCCGCCUUCAUACGCCGAGAGCCAGAACCAGCACAAGAAGCUCCCUGCACAACCUCCGCCUGCAGCUGCAACUCCGCAGCCAAAAGUAUCAGCAUCAGCAUCACAGGCUCCUCCUCCAACUGCCGGUCCCAGCCAACCACCAGCUGUUCCACGCCAAUUCCCACCGGCGUUCAAUUUAUACUACCAAGGAUGGCCCAAUAAUUCCUAUACACUCGCUGAACAUCAAAACCACCCUCUCUACCUCUACUCCGCACAUUCCGGCCUGAGUGAUCUACCGCCAAUUCUGUUACACUCUGGUCCAGACCCGUCAUAUUCACCUCUGGCUUCUGCUAGCUUCAUGUUCAUGAGCGCCAGUUUCGAAGUCGAAUUGCCUCCAGUGCCAGGCUCGGGAGCUCCAUUGGCACGCGAAGUAGUUGAACCAGUAGGCUCACAUACUGGUCUCGGUACAGGCUAUAGCUUUGCUAUCGAAGUCGGACCAGCUGGCAAUGGACCACGGGAGAGAUUUGAGUGGCGGCGCUCACGUGGAGAUGUCAUAGCAAGCUUGGGUGGUCAUUAUUAUGGCUGGAAGCUUGUGCGUAUGAGCCGUGGUGCUCCUGGAGGAGGAAAUAUGGCAUUUGCGCCAGGCGGCUUUAAAGAUAGCCAAGGAAAUGAAGUUGUUGCAGCUUGGACGAUGGGCGAUGGAAGAAGUUUGACAAAGGUUGCGCAUUUUCGUUUUAUGGGAACGGGCUUGACAGGACUUCUUGGAGAGAGAUGGGCUAUUAUGGUGGUGAUAACAGGGCUGGCCUUAUUCCACAGAGACCGAAGAUGA
Messenger RNA from Fusarium musae, 837 nucleotides. RefSeq lists its product as uncharacterized. The transcript has a single exon. The coding region runs from base 1 to 837 and encodes 278 amino acids. The record is from RefSeq and is a predicted model, not a curated record. NCBI's taxonomy places the organism in Eukaryota, Fungi, Ascomycota, Sordariomycetes, Hypocreales, Nectriaceae.